Molecule: messenger RNA, 2277 nt
Organism: Nicotiana tabacum (common tobacco)
Lineage: Eukaryota; Viridiplantae; Streptophyta; Magnoliopsida; Solanales; Solanaceae
Product: rop guanine nucleotide exchange factor 1
Molecular function (GO): guanyl-nucleotide exchange factor activity
Source: RefSeq, a predicted model, not a curated record
UGUUUGUUAGAGAGAGAAAAUGCGAGUGAAAUAGUACUACUACUGUAUGUGAACCUGCUCUCUUUGCUUUAUCUUCUCUUUCACUUUUUCAUUCUCCACCAUUUCCUCCUCCAACUCCACUGCCAUAUCUUUACAAUCUGUCUGUCCAUUUUAGCCCGUUUACUUCAUUGUUAUUACAAUCAUUUGCAUCUAGCAUCUUGCUUUUUACUACUGCAUUUUAGACAAAAAUUGUGGGUGUUGGGAUUUUACUAUGGGGAGUGUAUCAUCUGAAGAAGGUUCAGAUCAGCAGAGUGAGCGGUGUGGGAGCUACAGUUUAAGUGCUGAUGUGAGUGAGUCCGAAAGUUCUUCUAGCAGUUUCUCCUGUCGGCGCUAUGACGCUGAGGGCGCGUCCAGCUCUAUGGCGUCGUCUCCACUCGCUUGUCGGAGAUUCGCCGCAAAAUCGGAGUUCCCAGCCCCAAUGAUACCACCAUUCAUGUUCCCGGUCAUUGGCGGGAAAGAUGUAGUGCUCUGUAAUGACAAGUCCGAGAAACGCCAAGCAGAUUUAUCUGAAAUUGAUCUGAUGAAGGAGAGAUUUGCUAAGCUGUUACUUGGUGAGGACAUGUCUGGAGGGGGUAAAGGGGUUUGUACGGCACUUGCAAUCUCAAACGCUAUCACAAAUCUAUCUGCUACUAUAUUUGGGGAAUUAUGGAGGUUGGAACCAUUGGCUGCUCAAAAGAAGGCAAUGUGGUGUAGGGAAAUGGAGUGGUUGUUGUGUGUGAGUGACUCUAUUGUGGAGCUUGUGCCUUCUAUUCAACAGUUUCCUGGAGGAGGCACGUAUGAAGUAAUGGCGACGCAACCACGUUCUGAUUUAUAUCUGAACUUGCCUGCUUUGAAGAAACUUGAUGCCAUGUUGAUUAGCAUACUUGAUGGAUUUCGUGACACAGAGUUUUGGCAUGUGGAUCGAGGCAUAGUUUUAGGUGAUGGAGAAGACUGUGACUCCUAUACUUCGGGCAUUGGGUUUGGUAGGCCUUCAGUUCGGCAGGAAGAGAAGUGGUGGCUGCCAUGCCCUAAAGUUCCCCCCAAAGGGUUGUCAGAAGAAGCUAGGAAGAGAUUGCAACAAUGUAGGGAUUGCACAAACCAGAUAUUGAAGGCAGCAUUGGCGAUCAACAGUAAUGUACUUGCUGAGAUGGAGACUCCAAGUGCCUAUGUCGAAACUUUGCCGAAGAGUGGAAAAGCUUGUUUAGGUGAUAUCAUCUAUCGCUACAUCACUGCUGACAAGUUCUCACCUGAAUGUCUUCUUGAUUGCCUGGACUUGUCAUCGGAGCACCAUACGCUGGAAGUGGCAAAUAGAAUUGAGGCUGCUGUGCAUGUUUGGACGCUCAAGGACCAGAAGAAACAUCCACAUAAAAGGAAAUCUAAACGCAAAUCAUGGGGAGGGAAGGUCAAGGGCCUUGUUGGAGAUGGUGAUAAGAAUCAGUAUCUGGCAGAACGAGCAGAAACACUCUUGCAUAGUCUCAGGCUUCGCUUCCCUGGUCUUCCUCAAACUUCACUUGACAUGAACAAGAUACAGUAUAACAAGGAUGUUGGGCAGUCAAUACUUGAGAGCUACUCAAGGGUCAUGGAGAGCUUGGCAUUUAACAUAAUGGCGAGAAUUGAUGAUGUAUUAUAUGUAGAUGAUGCAACAAAACGCUGUGCUGCCGCAGAGUCCAUAUCCCUUUUCAAUAGGGGAGGUUUGGGUGGUCUUCCAGUCCAAAAGCGGAUGUCACCAAGCCCUUUUUCUAUUCAGCACUCUCCUUAUGCCUCUCCAUUUGCUACACCAACCUUUUGCUUAUCUCCCCUGAUUGGUAGCCCAGGGAAGGCAGUUUCUCCUUCUAAGGCUGGUUCCAAGGUACCACCAAUGGAUAAACUGGAGAAAGCGAUGCCAACUGAUUUGGAUAAAUUGUGGUCAUAUGCAGGGAACCUUAGUGCAAGAAGACCUUCUAAGGAUGCUCCUGAACGAGACUGAGAGAACUAACAGAUGACUAGUCGAGGCUGCCGUGAUCUCGAUUUUGCUCUUUAUCAUGUAUAUUUCUUUUAGGGUAGUGCGUUGUUUAAAAUUUUCAACCUGAUCUUCAUCGGUUGUUACAUUGAGAAGGAUAGCAUUAAUGUAGUUGCACAGUUUUCGCCUGGCAAGUGAAAGAUAGCAGCUUUCUUGUGGUAUAGAAAGAAGAAAUUGCUGCUUGACUGGCUACCAUGAGAUGUAGCAAAGUGAUUGCAUCUUAAUGGUGAUUGCUCCGUGGCAUAACGUUUUAUAUUUCA